Saxophila tyrrhenica is the source of this 669-nucleotide messenger RNA. RefSeq lists its product as uncharacterized. The record is from RefSeq and is a predicted model, not a curated record. The coding region runs from base 1 to 669 and encodes 222 amino acids. NCBI's taxonomy places the organism in Eukaryota, Fungi, Ascomycota, Dothideomycetes, Mycosphaerellales, Extremaceae. The transcript has 2 exons.
AUGUCACAACCCCAAGAAACUCAAGACGCCGCAGCCCGCAACCGCAUAACAACCCACAUGAACGCUGACCACCACGACUCCAUAAUCCGCUACCUUCAACACUACGCCCACCUCCCCCUCUGGACCGCCUCAAACUCCAAAAUGACCGACGUAGACCUCUCCUCCAUGACCUUCACCGCCGGUGGCAAAAUCCACCGUAUCCCUUUCACUCCACCCCUGAAAUCCUACCGCGAGACGCGGGAAAGGGUCGUGGAGAUGGAUCAGGAGUGUCUCGCCGCGCUUGGAAGGUCGGAUGUUACGGUUACGGAGUUCGUGCCGCCGAGGGGGAUGGACUUAGUCGUGUUUGUGGUGGUGGCGGCAACGCUCGUGGCUUAUGGUCAGCGGUGGUGGUUUGAGCAGGGAGGGGUAGUGGAAAAGGUGUUAGGGGCGGGGUUCGCGAAGUUUAGUUGGACGAUUCAGCCGUGGCUGAUCUGUGGGAUGGUGGUUAUCCAUGGGUCGGAGCUGGCGUACUUUGUGCCAAACUAUCUGGCGAAGCAUUCGGUGAAUCCGAGGACGGCGGUGUGGUGGCAGUGGGCGGGGACGACGUUUGUGGAAGGCGUGUUUUCGUUCUGGCGGUUUCAGGAGCUCGUAGAGCGGAAGCGGCAGGAGAAGAUGAAGCAGAAACAUUAA